Pestalotiopsis fici W106-1 is the source of this 4437-nucleotide messenger RNA. RefSeq lists its product as uncharacterized. The coding region runs from base 1 to 4437 and encodes 1478 amino acids. The transcript has 7 exons. NCBI's taxonomy places the organism in Eukaryota, Fungi, Ascomycota, Sordariomycetes, Amphisphaeriales, Sporocadaceae. The record is from RefSeq and is a predicted model, not a curated record.
AUGCGUCCUACGUAUCUCUUUGUUUUGGUUGCGACGGGCUUGGCUCUAGGGCUACCUCAAGAGCCGGAUCUGCAUCAUAAAUAUUCUCGACGCAAGCGAGAUGGAUGUCACGGCAGAGAGAUCACAAAAACUGUUACAAUGCUAUCUAUGUACACGAUUGCAGGUUCCUCACAUUACUCUCCAGGCUCUGCUACUAGGUCUAGUCCUGUCUUUGACUCUUACUCUUCAAGUGGCAGUGCAGGCCACGGAUCCCUGGAUGAGGGAUAUCCCACCGGCUCUUCAUACCCUUCUGUCUAUGGCACUGAGCCAGGAGAUGCUUAUAGGGGAAAUAGGCAGGAUGCCAGUGCUGGAGCUUCCCCCAGCAUGGGAGACCAUUUGCCACAUAAGCCAUACGCGUCGGAGGGAAUCUCUCUGGAGAGCGGUUCUGACUCCUAUCAAAGUUAUGAAGAACAAGCAGCACCUCCUUGUGUAGGAUGCGGUACCAUGACCACAACUCUCGCGACUCCAUUGCAUACGACACUCCUGUCAACAGAGAAUGAUGCACUGCCCACCGUCAUUACGGGGGUCUUUAUGACAUCCAAUACGGCAACUGUCACCUCACUGAGCACAACCACUACUAUCCCUACACCAGGGACCGUGACUGUCACUUCGUUAGGCACUGCCACUAAUGUCUCUACAAUCCCCGCGACUGCGCCUGGUGCUACGGAUACGGUUAUUACCUUCAUAACCACCGCUUCUCCUGUUACAGUCAGCGAAUCUGGCAAUAUAACGGUUUCGACUACGAUUUCCCCCACAACUUCUGGCAGUAUGGAAACCGUGGACAUUACUUCAUUAGACACUACCACUGAUGUCUUUCCCAUCACCACAACUGCUCCUGGUGCUACGGAAACGGUUAUUACAUUUGAAACAACCGCUCUUCCAGAGACCCCAACUGACGCUUCUUCCAAGACGCCUCCUAUUACAGCCAGCAGCUCCAUCUCGACUACUCCAGUCACUAGCAUUCAGGCGAUUUCCAGAAUCACUAACUCCCAGUCCUCGUUGCCCUCCACUAUUAUCUUGCAGUCUUCCAUCACUGAAGCCAUCAGUUCAACAAUAACUACUUCGACGGGCAUUCCCACCGCUCCUGCUAUUACGGUUUCCUUAUCAGGCAAUACAACUAGGUUGACUACGAUUUCCCCUGCAACUUCUGGCGGUACAGAAACCGUCAUCACAUUCGCUACUACACCUCCCGUGACGACGAUCACGUCGUCCGGAAGGAACAAGAACAGGUCUUACUACGAUUCCGGCCUUACAACAUUGCAGCCCGCCUCAAGUGGCGGCACCCCUACUAUUAUCACUUUUGUAACGCCUUCAGCAACGGCGAGUACUACUACUAAGACCACGUUUGGUUCUGCUCCUGGUACAUUCACCAUUCCUGCGAGUGGAUCUGUUCCUGGCACCGUUAUCAUCACACUUGUUCCUGACGCUCCUGCGCUUACCUCUUUUGGCGUUUCAACGGGGCUGACUCCGAUUUCCUCAUCUUCUCCUGGCGGUACUGCGACCGUUAUUACCUUUGUCUCGACUCCCCAGCCAGUCACCAUUACCCAGACCGGCACGACAACAGGUCUCACAACAAUUCCGCCGGCUUCAUUAGGAGGCGCAGAGACAAUUGUGACUUUCCUCAGGCUGGAACCCGUUCUCGAAACUUUAACCACGUUCGGUACUGUGGCUGGUACUUCCACAAUUCCCGCUAGUGGGACCUUUGCUGGCACGAUCAUUAUUACACUUGUUCCUGGGCAGCCCAUCACGCAAACAACCACUGAUUCGAUAUCCACUACGGUAUCAGGUACUGAGAUAAAUGGCAAUACGGUGAUCAGCACCGAGGUCCCUGGAUCAAGCUUUUCCACACAGCCAACUCCAGGCACGGGCAUGCUUGCUACGGGUCCGCCAGUGGUUGUGAUUACAUCUGCACCCGCAAAUACUAUCACUAAUACCACAUCUGAAUCUACUCCUGGAACUUUUACCACUCAUACUAAUAGCUCUAAUCCAAUAAUUACGCUGGUCCCCAGUCAACCGAUCACUGAAACGACAACAGGGCUUGCCGGCACAGGGACUAUCCCUGAUACUGUGAUUAUCACCGAAGUCCCAAUUGCAAGUUCUAUUAGAGAAACUCCAAGCACGACGAUGAUUACACCGUCCACGGGUCAACCAAUUAUUAUAGUAACUUCGACUCCUGCAAGCACACUCACGUCUACCAUAUUCACCGAGUUCACGACUGGAUCGUCCCAGGGAACAUUGACCAAAAGCGGCACAGGGACGAAUCCCAACACUGUUAUUAUAACUUUGAUUCCAGUCACGAAAGUCACACUCGGUCAAUUUCCAGGUACCUCGACGGUUCCAGCAAAUGGCAGUAAUCCCCCGACCAUAAUUAUCACCAGUGCCUUUAGGUCAGUAACGACUGUCUCUGAGUCGACGACUGGCACAACUACAGCUACGGAGACAAGUGGGGAGACCGUCAUCAUCACCAAUACUCUCAAGACGACUUUUGUGCUCGGGCCCACGCCGGGUACAGCUACCUUGACAGCAGCAACAGGUCCACCAAUCGUCGUGAUCACUACAACUCCUGGUAGGACAGAGACUUUAACCACAUCUACAAUCCCGGCUAAUGGAACGGUACCUGGGACGAUCAUUACCACUGACUUGUUCCCAGCCACACUCACAACGACUGUCAUUGGCACGUCCACAAUAUCGGCAAGCGGGACAAUCCUUGGUACGGUCAUGGUAACUGAUUUGGCUGUCACAGUCAUGUCGACUGAAAUCGGCUCUUCAGCUGGCAUGUCGACCAUCUCUCAGUCUGGCACUACCCCCGGAACUAUUAUUGUUACUAUCAUCGGCUCGACCAUUACGUCUUUGGAGGCUGGUCCUUCAGUCGGUAUAUCUGUUACUGAAGUUGCUUCGACAGUGAUAUCGACCGUGAUCGGUAAUUCGCCGGGUACCUCGACUAUUCCACAGAGCGGCAUUAUAUCUGGCACUAUUAAUACUACUAAUCCAGCUGCGAUCACUUCGAGUGUGAUUGGCACGUCAACCAUUUCACAGAGUGGCACAACUCCUGAAUCUGUUAUCGUUACUGAAAUUGCUUCGACUCGCACAAUUAUGGUUCUAGGUUCGACUCCUGGCACUUCUACUGUUUCCCAAAGCAGCACGAUUCCCGGUAUGAUUAUCGUAACCGAGGCUUUUUCGACCGCUACGUUUACAGAGAUUGGUCCUUCAGCCGGCAUAUCAACUAUUCCACAGAGUGGCACCAUACCAGGCACCGUUGUUAUUACUCUUCCAGCUGCCACAUCUAUUUCCACUCAAAUUGGCCCUUUAGCCGGUACAUCUGUUAUACCACAAAGUGGCACAAUCCCCGGAGUGAUAAUCGUCACCGCCCCAGCAGCUACAGUCACUUCGACUGUAACUGGUCAAUCAGCCGGCAAGUUAACCAUCUUUCAAAGUGGUACAAUGCCGGGGACUGUCAUCGUCACUGAAGUUGCUUCGAUUACAAUUACUUCGACUAUAAUUGGUCAGUCAGCCGGCACAUUAACCAUUUCACAGAGUGGCACAACUCCCGGAUCUGUGAUCGUCACCGAAGUUGCUUCCACUAUCACUACCACGAUAACUGGCUCCGCUGCCGGCACGUCAACUAUAACCCAAUCUGGGACUAUUCCUGGAACAGUUGUGAUCACAGAUACACCAUUUCCAACAUUCAGUUGUGAUGCUGGUGGCUAUCUAAUUCAAAACCGAACCUUGCAUCGCUUGAACCUAACAACCGGGGUCCAGACCACCAUCUCAACAGCUGUUGGCCCAGGGGGCUCGAUCAACGCUUUAGGCUACAAUCCUCUGGAUAACUUCAUGUACGGCGUAGUGGAUUUGAACGACAAGCACACGUCGUUUCGCGUCAUUCAGAUUGCAAGCAACGGCAACCAUUCACUUCUCUCUACUGUUCUCCCACCGACGGGCUAUUAUAAUAUGGGUGAUGUUGACACAAAUGGAACUUUCUGGGUCUCUGCGUCUGGUGUCCACUGGUCCAAGGUCGAUGUGAACCCGAGCUCUACCACGUUUGGACAAGUCUUACAAAGCGGUAAUUCGACGAUAGGGUCUCAAAAAGAAGUGGCAGAUUGGUCAUACCUCCCCAGCGGUGGAGACUACUUGUACUCGGUUACAUACUUGGAGGGUAAAGUUGUUCGGUGGAGUCGAACAAACCAUACCUGGGAAUCAAGGCAAACCUUUGAAUCACUCAAACAAACUCGAUUCGGUGCAACCUUUGGUGGGAGGUCCAACGUACUGUACGGCUCAGACAGUUUUCUUGGGGAAAUAUACUCAGUACCCAUAACUCCAGGAACUGCCAAGAAGAUAUCUAGCGGACCUCGCGCACUCGCAAACGAUGGUGCAAGGUGUGCUUAUGCAGCCGAUCCAUAA